Messenger RNA from Diorhabda sublineata, 5209 nucleotides. It is a transcript of the gene Vmat, whose product is annotated as synaptic vesicular amine transporter. Bases 913 to 2409 code for a protein of 498 amino acids. Gene Ontology annotation, molecular function: xenobiotic transmembrane transporter activity; serotonin:sodium:chloride symporter activity. Gene Ontology annotation, biological process: aminergic neurotransmitter loading into synaptic vesicle; transmembrane transport; xenobiotic transport. The transcript is spliced from 12 exons. The record is from RefSeq and is a predicted model, not a curated record. Gene Ontology annotation, cellular component: terminal bouton; synaptic vesicle membrane. Lineage: Eukaryota; Metazoa; Arthropoda; Insecta; Coleoptera; Chrysomelidae.
AUUUCGUUGAUAAUGGUAAAUGCCCAUAAACAAUUUUUCAUUUAGUGUUUUCAUGGUUUAUGUGAUAAAAUAAGACUUUUCAGUUGAAUAUAUUGUUGAAGGAACAUACUAUUUAAUUUUUAUUAGUUUUUCACCAGGUUUUUAAGAUCUAGGACUGCUUCAGAAUGGGCAUGUGCUUUGUUCCAGACUGUGAACAUUAUAGUUCAAAGCAUCCAUGUAAGCUUUUUCGGUUUCCAAAAUACAAGACCGAGAGAAAUAGAUGGAUUUCGCUCAUAAGAUCAAAGAAUUAUAACAUUCACUCUUCAAAGAUUUAUGUUUUAAAUUUUUUUAUUUGCAGAAGAAAAUAUAGAAAUCCAAGUGAAUUUGUAAAAGUGUGCGAUUGUCACUUUUUAAAUAAAGAAAAAAGAAUGGGCCAACUUUAUUUAAUUUCAAUAUUCAGAAGAAGUUUAAUAUAAAAUCACCAGAAAAAAGAUAUGCAUUUUGUUGCAGAAAGUCCAUUAGUCUAAUAAACCACUUUUUUUAGAAAGCGAACUGUAAAAAACCUACUACCAAGUCCUUCAAGUGAGACACUACUAGGACCUUCAACUAAACUACUGCCAGGGUCUUCAAAACGAGAUCAUGAAGUGACUCAGAUUAAACUUGAUGCUUCACUCCUGAGUCCAUCAUCUUCAUUUCAAGAUACUGAAAAUUACUUUUUGAGGCAGCAGGUGGUUGAUUGAUGAUGAUCACAAAUUUCAAUUAUCUUUCAACUGGGUGUGGCCCUCACAAACUUGCAAUAUCCCCCAAUUAAAGAAGUUGAGGAGUAUUAUUUGUAGGAUCUAUACUGUAGGUUAUGCUGUUUAAUGUGAACUGAAUUGAUUAACCGUACGGAUUUGAACCAAAAAAAGUGUUGUAUCACUGGUAGCAACUAAGAUGACAGUAGUGAACGAAUGGGUAUCGGGGACAAAGUUUGGCGGAUGGGUGCAAAGAUGCCGGGAGUCGCGCCGCCUCGUUCUGGUCAUUGUUGCUAUUGCACUCCUUUUGGACAACAUGCUGCUCACCACUGUCGUUCCCAUUAUACCCGAGUUCUUGUACGACAUCAACCACCCUGAAGCACCACUUGGACCAGUGAGAGCAACUUUACCAACGACAACUAUAACUUAUCCUCCUUGUCCCUGCGAGAUAUAUAAUCAAAAUGGAAGCCAUUCAUCGACUACAGUAUCAAAUAUUGAAAAUUAUAACUUCUCCACAUUAAGCCCAGAAGAAGAGGAGAAACGGUUAAGACAUAAAGAUUUAGUCCAAGAAACUGUUCAAGUGGGAAUAAUGUUUGCCUCGAAGGCAUUCGUGCAGUUAUUGGCUAACCCUUUCGUUGGACCUCUAACUCACAGAAUUGGCUACAGUAUUCCCAUGUUCGCAGGCUUUGUUAUAAUGUUUUUGUCAACUAUAAUAUUCGCAUUUGGUAGAAGCUAUAGUGUCCUAUUUAUAGCUAGAGCUCUACAGGGUAUCGGCUCUUCUUGCUCAAGCGUAUCUGGUAUGGGAAUGUUAGCAGAGAGAUAUCCGGACGAUAAAGAACGAGGUAAUGCCAUGGGAAUCGCAUUGGGCGGACUUGCACUCGGAGUGUUAAUUGGACCGCCCUUUGGAGGUGUCAUGUAUGAGUUUGUUGGAAAAUCUGCUCCAUUUCUCAUCCUUUCAGCAUUAGCAUUAGGAGAUGGCUUACUUCAACUUUUGAUGCUACAACCUUCUGUAAUAAGACAAGAAUCUGACCCACCAUCAUUGAAAUCGUUAAUAUCGGAUCCAUAUAUCCUAAUUGCUGCAGGUGCUAUAACUUUUGCUAACAUGGGUAUAGCAAUGUUAGAACCUUCCCUACCCAUCUGGAUGAUGGACACCAUGGGUGCAGGGAGAUGGAAACAAGGAGUGACAUUUUUACCUGCAAGUAUUUCAUAUUUGAUAGGCACAAAUUUAUUUGGACCGUUAGGACAUAAAAUGGGUAGAUGGUUAGCAGCUUUAUUGGGCUUAAUCGUUAUUGGUAUAUGUUUGAUGUUGAUACCUUUAGCGAAAAAUAUCAACCAUCUGAUAGUCCCAAAUGCUGGCCUUGGUUUCGCUAUUGGCAUGGUAGAUAGCUCAAUGAUGCCAGAAUUAGGAUACUUGGUAGAUAUCCGACAUACUGCCGUUUAUGGGAGUGUGUAUGCUAUAGGAGAUGUAGCGUUUUGUUUGGGAUUUGCUAUUGGACCUGCAAUGAGUGGUACAUUGGUUAAGAACAUAGGAUUUGAGUGGAUGUUAUUUGGAAUAGCUAUUCUGAAUUUCUUAUAUGCUCCGUUACUUUAUUGUCUGAAGAGUCCUCCUACAAAGGAAGAGAAACGGUCAUUAUUGAUGGAAGAGAAAUCUUCAGUGCGAUAUGUCACAUACCAGAAUGAAGAAGAUGACGAAUAGCUUCAAAAUAAGUUAAAAAAGUAUUUCUAUGAAGAGUAGAUAUGUAUUGUAAAAAAAAUAUAACUAUAGAAAAAAUAUAUCAUUAGAAUUUGAUUGUACAAAAAUACUCUAGAGGAUAAAAAUAUUUAAUGGAAUAUUUAGAUAAAAUGGGAUGCAAUGUCGUCUCAAAUUUGAAUUUAUAUGUUAUUUUAUCAACAAGAUAGGAGCAACGCACAAGUUUUUCGAAAUUUUUAGCAGUUGCGCAAACGAAAAUGGUAUACUUGAAAAUUUUAAAAUGGUGAUAGACUACACCGUUUCCUUUGCGUAACUAUUUUGCAAGGGUCCCUAUUGUGGAUUAUGUGAAUGGCUGCAUGUAAUCCUUUCCUAAUUAGUGAGGAAAUGGGGCAAUAAGAUACCCUUCACUUUUAGACUAAAGUAUAAAAAUUAUAUACCGAUCAGUUCUCCUAUCGUUAGCCCGAAUAAUGAUUGCCAAAGAAUGUAAGACAAAUGUGUAUUAAUAAUAAGUAGUGUAUCCUUAAGGAAUUUUCCCGAAUUAUUCAAAGAAUGUGGUAUUUAUUUAUCAAGCGCAUGCGAUAACUUCGAUUUUUCAAAUUAAAAUAACCACAAAUUACAUAUAUUUCUCCAAUUCUAAUUUGAAUAGUUUCUAGUCUAUAAAAUGUAUUGAAUUAAAAAAGUUUAAGAAAAAAGUUCCGAGUUAGCCUUCAAAAAAAUUCAAAGUUAUCAUAUUGUCUCUAUGAAGUUUGUGACGACUAUCAACUUAUUUUUUUCUUUAAUUUCUUCAAAUUUUCCGUUCGUUAUCAGUUAUGCCAACAUCUAAGCGUAUAAAACCCCAUUUUGUAGUAUUUUUGAGAUGUAUAUAACUACAAGGAUAAAUUCACUUAACAAAAUUCAUACAUAGAUCUCAAAAUUCUAUUUGAGAAUAUUUGUCUAGGAGGAUUAAUUCUUUCACUCUAUUAAUACUGUUCCCAACUUCUCAGGAUUAUGGAUAUUCUUCUAAAAUCACAUAAGGUUACAAAACCUUUGAUUACGAAUCCAGUUUACAUUCAAGAGUCAUUCGCCAAUAUCAUAACGUGUCAAAUGUUUUUCUGAUUUUAGGUUUACUAAUUUCGCUCCUCUCUUACUUCCCCACAAGAAAAAUCUCAUCAGAAUUUUAUUGAGGAAGUCAUCUAAAUAUACACUGUGAUAUCUAAGAUGUAUUGAGAAAAUCCAGCCCCGAAAUUCACCUUCAAUAGCUUGUUUUUUAUCUCGUUUGUAGCGGUUCAUAAAAAGUAUGGAUGAACCAAUAAAAAUGGGUUCGAUUUUGUUAAACUACUUCUGCUCUACCACUUUUUUAGGUGAAAUUUCAGCAGUAGUCAACUCAACUAAUCUGGAAACCCAGAAGAUCAAAUCAAUGGGUUGUUUUCUCAAACACUGAUCUCUAUAACUAUUAUUUUCAUUUGUUCACCGACCAAUAGAAAAAACUAGACGUUUAUUUCCAAAAACGAGAUUCAACUCAUACGUAAAAUGAUAACUAUACUGUUUUGUUGUCAAAUAAAGAAAAAUUUAGUGUCAAGGUGUUCAUCGUUCAGCUUAAUGGGUCGUUUUCUAAGACACUGAUGACUAGUGAUCUCAAUAACUGGACUUCCUACUAAUCCCCAUCACUAGAAGUUCCUUCCCAAAAAAGAGAUUCAACUCAUACGUAAAAUUAUAACUAAACCGCGGAGCAAAGAAUAUGAUUCUAUUUCCAAAAUAUUAUUUUCUUAUAAACGUUUGUUGUCAAAAAAAAAUUAAUAUCAGGGUGUUUAUGGUGUAGCUCGUCCAAAACGACUCAACAAAUUUUUAUGAUUUUUUUUUGUAUCUUUGGCAGGUACAGAUUAAGUUAUAUAUUAUAAUUUUUCCAUUUUUUCUUCGCGAUUUAAAUAUUUUUGUGUGAAAGAUAUCCAAAGAAGCAUACAUGACUGAUGCUUUUGUGGGAGUGUGUGUGUGACAAACGAAACUGACAAACAUUGUAAUAUGCAUACAUUUCAGAAUGUGUCCAAAAUAUUUCAACUCUUGCGCACCAGGAAAAACACCACGACACGGAGAAUAAGAGGGAAUAUGAUUCACAAAUCCACUCGUUAAUAGCCCUCAACUUAUUCUAGCUUCAAAAUUCUAAACUAUAGAAAAAUUUAUUCACGUUUCUCUUAUAAUUUUAAAAUCAAAAUGAUUCAUUCAUUUGGGCAACGUUUUCACUUAAAAAUCGAAGGUUAGUGCUACAGAUAACUUAAAUUGAAAGGUGUAUAUUCAGAAUAAUUCUGAAAAAUAUCUUAAUUUAGUAUAACCAAAAAAAUGAGAAGUAAACAUGAUAUCGGUAGAGAAAAUAAACAAUCAUUCUAUGAGAAUUGCUGAGCCAAUCAAAAAUCUAUAUUGGGCUAAUUUCCAGUACACAGUAAGGGGACCUAAAAAUUGUAUGUCGCUUGUAACCUUAUAACCACUCGGCUAUUUGUGUUUGAUUGUAUGAAACGAUUUAAAAAUCUAUUGUAAACUUCAGAGAAAGAUUAUUGCUAAUAGACAAUAAUCUCUGACCAACCUAUAUAACAAAAGAAUUUUUGUUUAGAAGCUGGUGAGGGUCCGAACAAAAGGCGAGACUGCCUUUUUAUCACUACUUUGUUCUAAACCGCAAAACCAGAAUUUAAUGGUGCCUGGUUUAGAUCGCAUAGCUCGCUGUUGCAUGUUAGAUAGUUUAUUAGACAAAUACGUAUUGAAAUGUUAUAAGUGUUUGAUGUUUAUAAACAAUAUGUGGUGCAAUAAUAAAAAAAGUAAUUUUUAAAACCAUAUAAAA